AUGUCAGCAUCUGACAUUACAAGAUCACUCAGUGUUGAUGACGGGAUACUUCACCUUCACCUUCACCUUCACCGCCGCGGCACUAAGAUUGUUUUGAGCCAAAGAGCAGAAUGUGGUGAAAGAGAGCGGAUCGCUGCGCAGCAAACAUACGUAUAUAACGUUUGCCUGGGGUUUGCGCUUCAUUCCUUCCACCGCAAUACUCACCUCCAGUUCACCACGGCAAACGACGCAGAUCGGUUUUCAGAGACAGAGGAUGAGGAAGUCGAGUCGGAAGUGAUGAGCACCGGCAAAGAUGAGUGGAACGAGGACCUCGCAGUCGAUCUGAGCGACGGCGAGCUCGAGGACGGCCCAAAUAUUGUGUACGACCUCGUCAGACGCCUGGCCGGAACCACGGUUGAGGCUGAGGCGGGCUUUGAAGAUAUAACUUCACGUAGAGCUGCCAGGGGAGGAUCCAUCACGUAA
Molecule: messenger RNA, 462 nt
Organism: Ascochyta rabiei
Lineage: Eukaryota; Fungi; Ascomycota; Dothideomycetes; Pleosporales; Didymellaceae
Exons: 3
Coding region: 1-462 (153 amino acids)
Source: RefSeq, a predicted model, not a curated record